AUGAGAAGAUGUGGCCCAAUACCAGCUUUGACUAUCUUCGUCGUUUACGCUCUAACAUCAAGCUACGAAGAAGAAGAAGUCGAAGCUUUCUAUAUGGACCUGGAGAAGUUCUACCAAGAAGAUCAUGCCUUCUACAAGGUCAUAGUUGGCGAUUUCAACGCUAAGAAGUCCUCUUCUUUACGCUGGACGUGGGAGUCACCCGGUGGAGGGUACCGUAAUGAAAUAGACCACAUCAUCGUCAAUAAAAGGUUCUGCCUGACGGACGUCGGUGUUGUACCAAAGUUCUAUACGGGAUCGGACCAUCGCCUCCUCCGAGGAAGAUUUUCCUUCACAAGGAGAGCAGAGAAAGCCGCCAAGUUCAGAGAGAGAAAUCCCAGGACUACCAUCAACUGGGAUCUCUUCGCUACGCUGGCCGGCUUUUGGGAAGAUUCUGCAAUGGACAACAUCGACGAGGAAUAUGACCGGCUUGUCGAACACCUUCACGACUGCGCGAAGAAGGCUGAGAGUUUUAAAACCACCAGGAGGCGCCUGUCUCUUGAAACUCUUGAGCUGAUACGCCAGCGUGGAGCAGCACGAGCCGCAGGGAACCAAGAACUCACGUCCGAGCUCGCAAGGCUUUGCCGAGAGGCGAUAAAGGAAGGCCUUAAAGAGAGAAGAGCAGAAGUGCUGGCUGAAGCCGCAGAGGCGGGGAAAAGCAUCCGCUAUGCCCGUCGAGACUUCGCCAGUCGCAAGACGAGGAUGACUGCUCUCCGGAACCCAAACGGAACAGCCAUUGCAUCGAGAAGGGGGAUGGAGAAAAUCACCUACGACUUCUACUCUGAUCUCUUCGACAGCCAUGUCCACUUGCCUCCUCACCAUCUGAGGGAAGAUGGACAAGUCAUUCCAGAGGUUCUCCCGUCCGAAAUACGACAUGCUAUCAUGUCGGUAAGAAAUCGUACGGCACCCGGUCCCGACAGAAUAAGACCAGAACACCUAAAGAGCCUUCCGCCAGUACUCACCAACACCCUGGCGAGGCUCUUUACACGUUAUCUGUCGGAAUGCAAGGUUCCUAAACAGUGGAAGACCAGCAAGACCGUGUUGUUGUAUAAAAAGGGAGAUCCACAUGACAUCGGCAACUAUCGCCCAAUCUGCCUACUGUCCGUCAUCUACAAGCUCUUUACAAGAGUAAUCCUUAAUAGGAUUGAAAAAGUCUUGGAUGAAGGACAGCCAUGCGAGCAAGCAGGGUAUCACGAGUACAAGAUGCCGCUCUGUCUCGCCUUCAUCGACUUGAAGAAGGCCUUCGACUCAGUUGAGACGGAAGCGGUCAUGGAAGCCUUGGACAACCAAGGCGUCCCUACUCAGUACAUAAAGGGUGAUACAAUUUCACCCAAAAUAUUCACAGCCACCCUCGAGAACGCAAUGCGAAAGUUGGAAUGGGACGACAUGGGAGUGAAGGUUGAUGGUCGGCAGCUACACCAUUUGCGCUUUGCUGAUGACAUCGUACUGGUAACACCUAGCAUCAGCCAAGCAGAACGAAUGCUGACCGAAUUCGACGAAACAUGUGGAUGCAUCGGUCUUCAGCUGAAUCUACAAAAGACGAUGUUCAUGCGGAACGGAUGGGUCUCGGAUGCCCCAUUCACGCUCAACGGAACGAACAUAUCCGAAUGCACCAGCUACGUUUAUCUGGGUCGGGAACUGAACAUGAUGAACGACCUGACCCCCGAGCUGGGCAGGAGGAGACGAGCGGCUUGGGGAGCGUACAAGAGCAUCGAGGAUGUAGUGAAGAAGACCAGGAACACCCGGCUCCGUGCUCACCUCUUCAACACCACCGUACUUCCUGCUUUGACCUAUGCUUCGGAAACCUGGGCAUUUCGCAAGCAGGAAGAAAACGCGGAGUAUCCCGUAUCCCGCAAGUGA
Molecule: messenger RNA, 1896 nt
Organism: Necator americanus (New World hookworm)
Lineage: Eukaryota; Metazoa; Nematoda; Chromadorea; Rhabditida; Ancylostomatidae
Exons: 5
Coding region: 1-1896 (631 amino acids)
Molecular function (GO): catalytic activity
Source: RefSeq, a predicted model, not a curated record